Messenger RNA from Protopterus annectens (West African lungfish), 4896 nucleotides. RefSeq names its product CLK4 associating serine/arginine rich protein (gene CLASRP). The transcript has 21 exons. NCBI's taxonomy places the organism in Eukaryota, Metazoa, Chordata, Ceratodontiformes, Protopteridae. Bases 137 to 2032 code for a protein of 631 amino acids. The record is from RefSeq and is a predicted model, not a curated record.
UCGUCGACAGUGUAGGUGUAAUGUUUUUCAUGGGUGAUACGACAUAGUUGGUAGUGUUGGCAUCGACCAACUUGAAAGGUGGAGUGGAACCUCUGUUUUAAGAGUGGUGAAGUGGUAACAAAAAUUUAAAUGCAGAAUGUGGCAUGAAGCAAGGAAACAUGAGCGGAAGCUUCGUGGAAUGAUGGUAGAUUAUAAAAAAAGGGCAGAACGACGACGAGAAUAUUAUGAAAAAAUUAAAAAGGAUCCAGCCCAGUUCCUUCAGGUUCAUGGAAGGUCAUGUAAAAUCCAUCUUGAUGCUGCUGUAGCACUUGCUGCUGAGAGCCCAGUUAACAUGAUGCCUUGGCAAGGAGAUACCAAUAAUAUGAUUGAUCGUUUUGAUGUCAGAGCUCACUUGGAUUACAUUCCAGAAUUCACUCCACCACUUUUGACAACCAUUUCUCCAGAAACUGAGUCAGAUGAGAGAAGAUGCAACUAUGAACGGUAUAGGGGCCUGGUACAGAACGAUUUUGCUAGCAUUUCUGAAGAGCAAUGCCUUUACCAGAUCUACAUUGAUGAGUUGUAUGGUGGACUGCAGAAACCCACUGAGGAGGAGAAAAAGAAGCUUGCUGAUAAGAAGGCAUCCAUUGGUUAUACUUAUGAAGACAGCACUGUUGGAGAAGCUGACAAAUCCAUUGAGAGAGGGGAAGAGGAAGUCUCUGAUGAAGACAGCAAUUCCGAUGGCUUUGAAGUCAUUCCAGAUAUUGAUGUGGAAGUUGAUGUGGAUGAACUAAAUGAGGAACAGACUGGAGACCUCAACAAGCUGGCAACUUCAUAUGGGAUGGCAGAUGGUGAUUUUGUCAGGAUGUUACGAAAAGAUAAGGAUGAGGCAGAAGCUAUCAAACAUGCCAAAGCUCUAGAAGAAGAGAAGGCCAUGUAUUCGGGAAGACGAUCUAGACGACAGAGAAGGGAGUUUCGAGAGAAACGUUUAAAAGGAAGAAAGAUAAGUCCUCCUAGUUAUGCAAGAAGAGACAGCCCUACCUAUGAUCCUUACAAACGCUCCCAGUCAGAAUCCAGUUCAGAGUCCCGGUCACGGUCACGUUCUGUUUCUCCAUGUCAAGAAGAAAAAAUCACCUUCAUCACAAGCUAUGGAGGCAGUGAAGAUGAAGGGGCUGGACCACGUUCUGGAGGAAAUACAGGGAAAAUGAGUGCUUCUGGAAAACGUCGCUCUGCACAUACGCAUCAGAGCGGGGUUGCAGCAGGUCAUAGCACCUCUUCCCGGAGACAGGCGUCAUCUUCAUCAUCAUCUUCAUCUUCAAGUUCUCGGUCUGGUUCUCGAUCACACAAGUCAGGUGGUUAUCGCAGAUCUACAAGGCAUUCUCGGUCCCGGUCACGAACAAGGAGAUAUUCUCGGUCACACAGUAGAAGCAGGCGAUAUUCAGGAGGUGGCUCACGAGACGGGCGACGGCGCACCAGAUCAAGUUCACACUCUGCUGAUAGGAGUAGACAUUACAGUUCUCGUUGGAGGUCCAGAAGCCGAUCGCGAUCAGAUGAGUGGCAUCGACGAAGUGGAAAGGCAAGCCGUUAUCAAAGUGGUAGCAGAAGUGGCUCUCGUAGUCGAAGCAAAUCUGCAUCUCCAGCUAGAGAUAAGUCAGUCAGAGCUGCAGGAGUUCCAGCUGUUGGGGAGAAACUGAAAAAGAGUGAAAUUGCCAGUGGUAAAGAACCCGGAGCUGCCAAACCAAAGUUGACUCCACAGGAGAAAUUGAAACUUCGAAUGCAGAAAGCACUCAACAAACAGUACAAGGCUGAUAAGAGGGCAGCCCAGGAGAAAAUGUUGCAGCAGGAACAAGAGAGACAGGAACGAGAAGAUGAACUCCGGGUAAUGGCCAGGAAAAUCAGAAUGAAGGAGAGAGAACGUAGAGAGAGGGAAAGGGAAGAAUGGGAACAGAAAUACAGUCGACCAAGCCGAUCUCCCUCACCUAGACACAGUCGUGAAUACAGUUCUUCAAGAAGGCGUUCACGCUCCAGAUCCAGAAGUCCUUACUAUCGCUACUAGGAAUUUACUACUUCAGAAUCCUUAUUUAAUUUCUGUCUCUGGUCCUUACGUGUGAUAAUGUACAUUUCUGUAUGUGAGUGCUGCUUUCGAGAGUCAAGACCGUGAAGAGCCUCCCUCUCAGAUCCAUGUAUUGGAGUACAUUCAGUACCGUGCUUUGCACUGAUACAUACAUACAUCUUUUGCUUAUGUGGUCUCCAUAUUAAAUGGUGACACAUCCAAACUAGUGGUGAUGAAACGUUUCAUGUCUUUUGACAGUAUGUAAGACUUGAAAGACUUUUCAGCAUAUGUACCGUACCACCAGCCUUCCACAGUUGAUUUUACAUUAGUGACUUAAACUUUUCUGGAGGGCAUGCAGUCCGUACUCCUACAGUUUAAUCUCCGGUUCAUUAUUGUACAAUACAUUAACGUCUCUGUGCCUGUUCAGUGAUUUAUAGAAAUAUUGUUUUUUAACUCUGUACUUUUGCAUCAGUUGUGAGCCAUAAGUGAAAGUAAUACAGAUGGUUUUCAGAUAAUGUUGCAAAACCAGUGCUAGAUCUCUGUAUCCUUUCAAAGGCAGACACUUUGAAUGUGGUGGUGGUUGUUAUGUGGAGUGAAGGUCAGUCUUCUGGAAAUAUGAAAAGGAAGCAAUAUAAUCCUGUUUGAAUUUUCUGCAUUCCUUGAUUUUGGAGUGUGCUUUCUUGUCUGGAGUGUGGAAGAUGCAAUACAUUUCAAGACCAUCUUUCAGUUUGGGUUUAUGAGAAUGCCUGUCUGUUGGAGCCACAGAACCAUCAACUCUAUUAAGGUUAUAUUUUCACUCAGUUUCUGACAAUGGCCAGUCUUAAUUUCUGAAACUUUAUAGAGCAGAGAUCAUCACAUCUACUUUUCUUUACCAGUAGUGACAGACCAUAGUAUUCUGUGUACUGAAACUGUAGCUGUAGGCAGUGAACUUACCCCGAAAGUAGUAGUUUCUGCCAACAGUCUCCAAGAAGUUGCUAGAACCUUACCCCUGAGGAUUCCUAAAGCCUGUUUUCUGCUUUAAUAAAUCCAGACCUUUCCGAUGGUAACAACAAAGCUAUUAUUUUUGUAAUUUUCAGUCAUAUGUCUUUUGGGUACAGUGUAGGAAGAUCUGUCUUGCAGUUUUGGGGAGAAUAUACAUUGUUUUUGAUUUUGAGCCUUCGGUCAUCAGUCUUUACAGGCAUCUGUGUCUGCAUUGGCUGAAUGUUUAAGUUGGCUUCUCACAUCUCUUGCACUUAAGGGUUUAGGCGUUAUUAAAAGUUCUCUUUUCUUUAUGAAAAAAAAUGAUUUGUUUCAUAGUUACAAUGCCAGAUUGUUGUACAAUAUGGAUAUUUUUGCAGCUUGGAUGUACUUGAAGUGUGUUGCAUCAACAUUUGACCUAAAAGCAGUACAAAAUCAGUUGAGUACACACUGGAAACAGAAGAUGGUAAAACUGGUGUUUCGACAUUUAUCCUUUAGAAAUAACAUUAAAAAUAAAACUUGGAUAACAGUUUUGCAAGUUGGUCAGCAGACCAUUCCAACUAAUUCUGCCCCAAAGGCGUACAACUUCCAAAAAUUGUUAUAUUAGGUAAGACGCCCUGCAUGGGGAUGCUUUCACCAGUGUACCUAAGGCUGAUGUUUUAUUUAUUUAUUUAUUUAGUUGUAAUUUGACAGAAUAGUUCUUUAUUGUGACAGGACUUACCAUGGCCACCUUUUUAUGUUGUUUUAGCUUUUGGAUUAAUACUGAACAUACCUGUUUAUCUUUCAGGUAGAAAUGAGCAAGAAUAAAACAUCAGUUUAACUUCUGCUUACAGCAUGUAGUCCUAAUUCAUUUUGUAUUCUUUUUAUGGAGCUUGCUUAACCAGCCCUGUCCAUACAGUAAAAUUUAGGUAUAAUAGCUGUGAGGAGACAGUUGAGUGUUGGUUUUCCAAAACCAAGAUGCUGAACUCUCCAGCAUUCAAAAAAAAAUGUAAGCCCUGUUACUAAUUUGUUAAACGUUUGACAGUAAUUGGGCAUGCCUAACUACAGAUUUGCCAGUUUAUUCAUUUGAAUGUGAUCAGUGAAAAGGAUUUGAAAUGGUUGACAGCUAGAAAGGUAAGCCAUUUGCAUAUGUAAGUUUCUUUUCCCUCACAUCUUGGUGACAUUCAGAGACUGUUUUGCGAAUUUGUGAACAACUUUAAGCAAGUUUGCCAUUUUAUUUGGAAAAUAACUGUGCUAAUAGCAAAUGCUGUUUUCUCCAUGUUUGCAAGUGAACAUUGCACUGUGUGCAUCUAUAUGAACCCAAGUCUGCAUGGUAUAUUAGAUUUGCUACCAUAAUUUAAGUGUGUGUGCAUGAUGGUGUGUGUGUUGAGCACAUGUAUGCCUUAUGUUCAUGCAUUUAAGGCCAACUGAUAGUUAAGUAUUCUGCUACUUAGUGCACAGUGAUCUUUUACUUUUCACGUUUGGUUGUCAGAAUGUGGCCAGCAGCACAGUUGUGGUUCUGCUAUACGUGAAGUUGUUGUAUGUUCUAUAUGGAGCUUAGAGGGAUUCUGUUGGGGGGGAGGGGGGUUGCUGUAUGUACUCAGUUGUUUAAAAGAGUACAGUUCUUAUCUGCAUACUAUGUAUGCUUAAAUACAUGUCCUCCACAUUUUUUCUGUAGAUAAUACCAACUGUCCUGCAAAACAUAUCUUCUACUUAAGUCUUCCCAGAGAGAAAUUUGGGGGAAAAGGCAAGAAAUGGACAAAACUUUUCUUUCUUUGGUACUUGCGUAUUAUCACAACCACGUUGCAAAUCUGUCUUCACAGGCCAGUUUUACACAGUGAAAUCCCAGUGAAAUCCCUACAACGGCUUGGUGUUCUCAAGUGUUGUAGGGAGAAAGAAUGAUUUCUCCUUGUAACCAAACUCUCCCACAU